Messenger RNA from Botrytis byssoidea, 1506 nucleotides. RefSeq lists its product as uncharacterized. Gene Ontology annotation, biological process: autophagy; autophagosome assembly; cellular response to nitrogen starvation. The transcript is spliced from 2 exons. Gene Ontology annotation, cellular component: phagophore assembly site; phosphatidylinositol 3-kinase complex, class III, type I; phosphatidylinositol 3-kinase complex, class III, type II. Bases 1 to 1506 code for a protein of 501 amino acids. NCBI's taxonomy places the organism in Eukaryota, Fungi, Ascomycota, Leotiomycetes, Helotiales, Sclerotiniaceae. The record is from RefSeq and is a predicted model, not a curated record.
AUGUAUUGUCAAAAGUGUCGGACGUCAUUGAAACUCGAUAGCUCUUUGGAGGAUUUGAACCCCGCGGCAUUUGAUUUGUUAGUUGGUGCAGCCUCACAAAACCAAGCCAAAAACAUUCCCCCUUCGCGACCAGCAUACCCUCAAGACCGAAAGCAACUAUAUGAUCGUGUCUCGAAGCAUGCCGGUCCACCAACUUUCAAGCGGACAAUCUCCGCUCCUCGUCGACAUGAAUCUAAUCUAUCAGAUACGUUGAGAAGUGGCACGAACAAUCCAGCCAUGUCUUUUGUCAUGCUGACGGAGUCGCAAGUCGUACCGCCAUCAGUUGCCAAAUCACCAGACGCUACAAGCCCGAAUAAAUUAAAUAAAGAUGACUUGACUGGUAGUGAUGCAGCAGGUGAUGGGGGUAAAGCAAUGUCGCAAGAAAUGGAACGGGUAUCAAGACUCUUCGAGAUUCUUACAGCGAAAUCCGAUAUUGAUCAUCCUAUUUGUGUUGAAUGUACAGAGAUGCUUGUUGAUGGAUUGCAAAAGCGAUUAGAAGCUGCGACCCGAGAAAGGGAUGCGUAUGUUGGGUUUUUGAAGCAAGUCAACGCCGAAGUACCAACAGAGGAGGAGGUGAAGGAAGCCAAUGACCUCCUUGCAAAGGUACAAGCAGAGGAGGCCGCGGCGAUAGAGGAACUAAAGAAGAUUGAAGCGGAAACUGCUGCGGUAAACCAAGAAAACGCACAGCUGGAAGAAGAGGCCAGAGCUCUUGAUAUUGAGGAAGAAAAAUUCUGGAGUGAUCGAAAUGAGUUUGCAAUGAAGCUCUCGGAGUUUCAAAACAUACGGGAUAGUAUCAACCUUCAAUACGAUCAUGAUUCACAGCUACUGGAUAAACUACAAAGAACGAAUGUCUAUAACGAUACAUUUUGUAUAAGCCACGACGGAAAGUUUGGUACAAUAAAUGGCCUACGACUUGGACGUCUCUCAAGUGUGCCGGUUGACUGGCCGGAAAUUAACGCAGCAUGGGGGCACGCAUUGCUCCUCCUAGCUACUGUUGCUGGUCGUCUCAACUUCAAAUUCGAUGGCUAUGAGCUGCAGCCUAUGGGUUCUACUUCUCGAAUAAUACGUUUUGAUUAUCCCUCGCCGUCUGCAAGUCGUUCUAGCUCACAACGCGUUAAUAUACCUAAACCACCCAAGAAAUCGAUUCUUGAACUUCAUUCAUCUGGUGAUAUGCCCCUUGGCCUUACAUUCAUGCAUCGCAAAUUUGAUAUAGCUAUGGAGGCAUUCCUUGAAUGUAUGCGUCAAUUAGGUGCUUUUGUUGAGCAGGAAUCUGCCAAGAACUCUGAAACUGGAAGGGGUCUUAAAUUACCAUAUAAAAUUGAAGGGGAGAAGAUUGGUGAAAUUAGUAUAAAACUAGGGAUAGCACAAGAUGAUGCGUGGAGUAAAGCGUGCAAGUACACUCUCACAUGCUGCAAAUUCCUGUUAGCUCACGCUAGUAAUGUUAAUACAACGAGGAGGAGUAUAUAA